UUGUGCGAAGAAAUUAAAGUUGUUUUUCAAUUGUCAAAUCACCUUAAAUAAACAUGUCGAAAUUUUUAAUCGUUGUAGUCCUUGUUGCUAUCUGUGGGUCAUCUUUGGCUGGAAAGGAAGAGUGGAAGCAGAACGCCGAACAAUGUUCAGCAACACACAAUGUCAAGUGGGAUGAUAUGAAGAAUAUUAAAGAAGCUGAUAAUAUGACUGCCGACAUGAAGUGCUUCUUUUUGUGUAUGGCUGAAAAGCAGAAAAUAAUCAAAGAUGGUGCUUUUCAGCCACAAGUUUUUGCUGAAAAUGCCGGAAGUUCAGCGGAUAAGGAUAAAGUGACAAAAAUUACAACUGAAUGCAAUCUCAAAGGAACAGAUAAUUGUGAUACUGCUGCCAAGGUGAUGGCUUGUAUUGGCAAAAAUAUUAUGCAUAAAAUGUAACAGUUCGU
Molecule: messenger RNA, 439 nt
Organism: Episyrphus balteatus (marmalade hoverfly)
Lineage: Eukaryota; Metazoa; Arthropoda; Insecta; Diptera; Syrphidae
Exons: 3
Coding region: 54-431 (125 amino acids)
Molecular function (GO): odorant binding
Source: RefSeq, a predicted model, not a curated record